Molecule: messenger RNA, 6270 nt
Organism: Brienomyrus brachyistius
Lineage: Eukaryota; Metazoa; Chordata; Actinopteri; Osteoglossiformes; Mormyridae
Product: stereocilin
Exons: 30
Coding region: 178-6174 (1998 amino acids)
Biological process (GO): cell-matrix adhesion
Cellular component (GO): cell surface; kinocilium; stereocilium tip
Source: RefSeq, a predicted model, not a curated record
GGGGGGGGGAGGGAGAGGGAAAGACAGAGUGGCAGGUAUAGAGUAAGAGAGGGAGACGGAGAUGGGUGCAGAGUUAGAGAAAAUAGUGAGAAAUGACUUAGGGAGAUAGAGAGAGAAACAGAGGGGAAGCCGACUGUCCAUUUGCUUCUGCAAGCUGACGGACGCAGCAGGUUUUUGAUGGUGACUGACUCACAUGCAGCCCUGAAGAUCCAGACACAGCUGAGCAAAGAAUUUCAAACCUACGAAUGGACCAACUUUGCUGGUGACACGUAUCUCACUGCUCUCGCUGCGGCCAGACUCUGGUGCACUGGCAGAGUAGGUGCAGUGAGCCUCGAGGGAUGCCGCUCAGCCCGUCGUGACCCGUGGUCGGCAAAGAGAGGUGUCAGGAUGCUGAGGCACGGGACGGCCGUGUACAUCGCACUCCUCAUUGUUCUCGUUGCUCCAGUCGCAGUCUUUGGCAGAGGGAACAGCAGGGCGGCCCAGACAGAAGCGGCGCUGAAGGACCUGCUGCAUGCCUGGCGCAAAGGUGGAGGUUGGCAGCCCUACAGGGAAAGGCCUGCGGCAGUCAGGGCUCGGGAUCAGCAAAUCCACUCCGCGGUGAAGAACAUCGUUGGGGGGCUGAAAACACUGGGCCUGCUGCCUCGGGGGGACAGCAGCCAGCCAGAACUGGACAAGGCGUUGGACCGGAACCGGCUCUCGGGUUUUCUGUAUAAUAUCUCCAUGUACCUGCAGGGGGUGGGAGAGGCCAAGGACAACCCCCAUCCAUCAGACCAAGACCAGUUCUGGGAGAAUGUGCUCUAUUCCUUUCUCCAGCUCAACAAGGAGGGUCUGUACUCUACUUGGGAUGGCAAGGUGGCACCCAGACCAACUUUCAAAAUGUUAGACCUCUUCCUGUCGCUACGAGGCAGCCCUCACUGGGACGGGCUGCUGGGCCUGGUGCAGGCCAUUGCCAGCCUCUCAGGGCAGCAGAACCAAAGACCUUUGCUCACGUUCUUCUCGCAGAACUGGAGGAUGAUCAGUGCACUGCUGGACGCCACACUGCAGGGGCUGCUCAGUGGCACCUACGGCCAGGCCAGUGCAGGGGUCCAGGGCUUCAUUUGCAUUCUGAAAGGGCGUGACGACUGCGCCUUCAAUGUCGGCUGGCUCCAGCAGCUCACGGACUUCCUGGAGACGCGGAACUGGAAGCCCGUCAUCAACCUGCAUCCCGCGAUACUGGCCGGCGAGCAUCACACCGGGUCCCCCUCAGCUGGACGAUUUAAGCCCUUCAGCAUGCUUCCAGAGGCCUUCCGAGAGGACAGCCACCCAAUCAACCAGACGAGGCCCAAUUCUGAGGACCUGGGAUCGAUGAGCUCUCUCCUCCUGCAGGCACUGUCGAGGUCCAGUCCUGCAGAGCCGGCCAGCCGAUUGGCUGAGCCGAACCCUGUCCUCCUGAAGGGAUUGGAUGGUCUGCGACGGGGUCUUCUGCACAGGGUGGGAAGCUCAGUCUAUGGUAACCUGCGAAAGAAGGUAUCCCAUGUGACCGAUGCUCUGCUUGAUGAAGUCAGCAGUUUGGUGGGUGUACCCCACCCCAACCAGCAUGGGAAAUGUUCUGUAGGUGACUUAAGACAGCUAAUUCUGUGGGGCAUCAGGAAUAACCUGACCUGGAAUGUCCAGGCUUUGGGCUUCAGUUCCCAAGGGCCUCCCACUAGGCCCCAGUUUCGGUCCUGCCCCUCGUUCCAGGAAGAUGGAAGAUCAUCCAGACCGCUGCGUCCGGCUCAAAGGCCUCGGUCCAUCAAGCCUCACCCAUCGAAGAGCGCAGGCUCGAAGCGGAGGGGCUCUGAGUAUCUCUCUUCCGCAGAGAUCCUGGAGGCAGCUUGUAACGACUCCAUUCCAGGCCUCACUGGAGUCUCCAACUUCACUGUCUUCCUCUACUGCAACCUAUUCGACGGAAACGAUGACGGCACCGUCGCUGAAGCCGGUCACGUUGGGCCGGACCUGCACGCCUCGUGCUCCGACGCUGCCUGGUACCUCUCUGCUGCGGAGGAGGACUUCUUUUGGGUGCACGUGUGCAGUGAAUUUUUCGCCCGCGAGUUCAACAACACUGUCUGCGCCAACGCCUCCUUUUGGCUGCAGCGAGCUCAGCAGGCAUCUCUGACCCAAGAUUACCAGUACCUCAACCGGACCGGCAUCGAUGAACUGUGUGUGCAGCUGUCCAGUAAGACCUCAGGAGGCUCAGGCCCAGAUCCUGAUGAUGAAUGUCUCACGCAGCUCCGCACUCGCUCCCUCAGUGCUCGGGACUUCAGGAGGUGCUUCCUCCCAAACAGCUCUACCCUCGUCGCGUCUCUCUGCGGGAACGACUCGGAGCCCUACCCCCAUGAAAGUGGCUGGGCAGCAGAUUACUGCUCCAGAGUUCUCCACAAUGAUAGCUCCGGCCCCUUGGGGCAGGAACCCUGUGACUACGAGCACUGGGGAGGCGAACACUUCACUAACCACACCCUGCUACAGCUGUGCGCGGGGACAGAGGGAUUGAAGGAGCACAUUUGCCUCAACGCCACCCUGCUCCAUCCAUUGGCGGCCGCCCAGCCUUGGGUGCUGGGAUGGUGCUCUGACCUGGGGUUGGAACCAGCUGGUGGUGGAGAGAAAUGCUUCCUGCAGCGGGUUUUCGAUAUGCUGCCGGCACCCUACAACUUCGACACCUCCCGGCUGUGUGCCAGCCCCGCCCCCUUCCUGUUGGAGGCGCUGUACAGCCUGAGUCAGUGCGAGGGGGGGCGGGAUGAGCGGGUGGGCUGGCUGGGUGCGGUACGGUAUGUGCUACGUGUGCUGGACUUUGUGGUGGGCAUCUCCGCGGGGCUAGAGGAGGGCGAGAGUGACGUACGACAAGGUUUAAGCCAGGCCAUCCUGCUCUCCAGCCUCCUGGACAACACCUCCUUCUGGGGUACCCUCCGGCCCAAUGCCUCCCUCAGCGUUCUCCACACCAUUGGGCUCUUCCUCAGAAAAGAGCAAGACCCCUCCCUGAAGGAGGACCUGUUGAGCUGCUUCAGUCCUGUUCUGUGGGACCUCAUCCAGAGGGAGGACAACUCCUCAGCCCUGAGGGUCCUGUUCCAGGAGUACCUGCAGAUGCCGAGAGAGAGCAUCCGCACGCUGGUGAUGACUGCUGAGAAGGAGGCUGUGAAGAGGUUCCUGUCCCACAUGCGGCAGAGCUGGGACCAGCUGCAGGUGGAAACAGCCCAGGCAUCCCAGAAGGAACAGCAAGCCAUGGAGACGAUGACCUCUGCUUUCAUUCACAAGUUCACCCGUGUGACUCCUGACCUCUUUGUAGACCUCUCACAGUUCAUCCCAUUCAUGUCUGUUUCCGAUAUCAUGACCUUCCCGACCUCCCUAAUGGUCAACGAUAGUGUGCUAAUGGCUAUUCGUGAUCACAGCUCUGAGAUGAAGUCUCCACAGAAAAGAGCUUUUGUCAAGCGGCUCCUGCAGACCAAAGUUGUGGAGGAGGUCCCGUCCUGGCCGGCGUACUUCCUCAGCUCCAUCCUCCCGCUGCUUCCAUACGUCCCUGUCUGCUACUUCCAGAGGCUGACAGUGCAGCAGCUCAGUCCCCUGGUGGAGGAUCUGGGGAACAGCAGCCUCGAUGCCACCAGGGGGCGCCAUGUGCUGCGCACCGUUUUCAGCAAGAGUAAGAACCUGACAUGCGUGGAUGUGAGCCGGCUCGGGACUCUGGCGUGUUACCUGAACCCUGAAGAGCUACACCAGCUUCUCAUGGUCUCACCACCGCUGUGGCGCCAGCUGGCCACGUGUGUGUCGGAGGGACAUGCCAGCUCCACGGGCCGGCUGGCUCACUGGCUGGCCCUCGCUGUCAGGCAUCUCGACGCCAGCAGCCUGUCCCCACCGGAGCUGAGCGCACUGCGCGGCCUGCUGCCUCGUCUGGGAGCCUCCUUCCUCCAGCCCUUUCCCGCCCCCAGACUCCUGCAGAUCCUCUCCCAGCCCGGCCUGCCCAGCUACCCCCCGGCCCAGGCUUUCAGGAUUUUAACGAAGUUAACUCAGGAAGUAAAUCUCCGGCUGGGUGAACUGUGCAGGCUACAGCCCCUCCUGAAGGGCCUGUCUCCCUCGGUUCUGAGGGCCCUGUCCGGGCCCACGCUUGGGGAACCGUCCCCCUGUCGGUGCUGGAACACUCUCCUGUCCAGGCUGCCGACGCCGACCCAGAGAGCCGUACUGCACAGCAUCCUUCAGGAGGCGUUGGAGAAGAUCUCGGGAAACACCAGCCUACGACUGCAGUGCCUCCUUCCCUACGUGCCCCUGAAGAUGCUGGCUUCAGCGUUAGAUGGCCCCGCUGUCCUGAGGUCUAUUGCCACCUACAGACACCUGCCCUGGUCUCCCCAGCAGGCUCAGCUCCUUUUCAAGAAGAUCCUUCAAACCACAAACAUAACAAGAGAGUCUUUAAGGGCCCUGGGCCGUAUUGCCAGUGGGAUGAGCUGUGAUUGGUUCAGGCUCUGGGCCAAUGAGUCCGGUUUCUUGGAGUUGCUGUUUCUGGUCACUGAACUGCCAGGAGGGAUGACACCAUCUUUGAGAAAAUGUGUUGUGGAGGAGCUUCUGAAAAGACCAAGGAGUGAUUUAAAUAUCCUGCCCCCAUCCUUCUCUGCAGGAUUACCAGUGCAGCUGCUUGAGAGCCUGUCUAACGCGUCCUUCAUGGCUGUUCUCGAACACAUCCGCCGGGACAUCGGCGGAUUCCUCCGGCUUCCACGCCACAAGCAAGCGGCUUUAGCAGAAAGAGCCGUUGCCAUACUGGCCAUCUCUCAGGAGGAGGAUGUCUCUGGAGCUGCUUUAGACCUCCUGGGUCCACUCAUGCCCUUCCUGGACCGGGACACGUUUGGACAAGUGGAGCGGGAGGCUCUGAGGCUGAGGCUGGAUGAGAUGAAGGGCUACUGCCUGCCCCAGGACACCAUGAAGGAGAUGGCCAGGAUCCUCACCCAGAGAGACCUGCUGGGGGACCCAGCCACUUGGACCAUUGAGGAAGUGGAACACACUGGCAGGCUGCUGUUUGCCCUCUCACCUUCUCAGAUUGCGUCUAUUCCCCUGGAUGUGCUGAGACCAGAUGUGGUGGAGCAAGUCCUGGAGAGCCAGAAGAGCUGGGAGGACAGCGAGGUGGGCCAGAGCUGCAAGCCUCUGGGGGAGCUAGUCGAGAAGAGAGAGAACCUGGUCCGGGGCAUCGUCCGGAGACGGGGCAGGCGGAGGAAAGCAGAACCAGUCCCGGGCUGUGCAGAUAUCAAGGGCACGUUUCCCUCGGCCUGGACAGCAGCUCAGCUGGGCCGGAUGGAGGAGGAGGAGCUGGCCAACUGUGUGGAGGAUCUGGCUCAGGAUGAUUCCCUCAGUCCCGAACAGCGUCGGGCACUGUGGGCGCUACUCCGCCAGUCCUAUGGUCCAGCGAAAAGCCUGACCCGUGAGCGGAUCUUGGAGCUUGGCUGUCUGGUGACGGAAAUGAACGAAAGGGAACUUCAGGACACCAACCUGGCAGACCUGGGAACAGUAAUUCACCUGGGUGCCUGGAGGGGAUGGACACCUAAGAAGGUGAGGGCAGCCAUGAUGAGUUUUCUACGUCAUAGUGACCUGAAGCUGGAGGAGCUGGAAGCUACAGAGUUGGCGUCUCUUGGGAAUCUCCUGUGUGGACUUAGUCCCACGGAAAUCAGCCGCUUGGACCCCAAACAUCUCAGCAUGGCGACCCUGUUCCUGAGAGACCUGCGCCUACCGUGCUCCGAGCAGCAGAUGGAAGCUCUGCUUUCUCAGCUCUCACGUCCUCAAGGCUUCGGCCCCAUCAGCAGCUGGGGACCUGAGAUCUUCACCGAGAUUGGAAACCUGGCAGUGGGACUACCUGACAUGGUGCUGUCUGCGCUGGUGAGGGAGCAGGUGGAGGGACUGACCCCAGAAGUUAUUGCUCUGAUCCCACCCACCAAGAUGGCGGUGGCGCUCAGCUCUCCCCAGCUCUCCUGGCUGACUGUGGAGCAGGCAUCUGCUGUGACUGAGGAGCAGUGGUCUGAGCUGGGGGGCGAGCAGAAACGUGCCCUGGCUAUGGCUCUGUAUGAAGGGGACCUCCCCCUGGAGCACAGGGGGAGAAACCUGGCACCUCUGGCACGAUCUCCUGAUUGCCUUACACUAUGGCUGUUGUGUUUGUCCUAUUUGUUAAAGAACGCGCUACUGUUGCCCUAGUGUUGCUCCACCCCAGGAAAAAGCAUUUGUACUGAAAAAUAAACACCAUGUUUUUGCCACUGUUCCUUUUCCUUAAAUAAACUGUUUGUAUAACGU